Messenger RNA from Closterium sp. Yama58-4, 624 nucleotides. Lineage: Eukaryota; Viridiplantae; Streptophyta; Zygnematophyceae; Desmidiales; Closteriaceae. The record is from the annotation of a GenBank genome assembly.
AUGCGGCUCCAGGGGAAAAUGCAGGACCUCCCACAGGGUGCCAGCCAUCGUCGCGCGCACGCGCCCCAGCUGCAGCUCGCCAAAUCGGGGCACCCACACAAUGGCAAAACUGCACCAGACGCGAAUCACGAGAGGGAAACGCCACCUCAGCAGGAGAAGUGUACCAGGGAGGGCCUCAACCACCAUCACGCGGGCGACAGGGCCACGAGAACUCCCAGGGAUCAACAGUCGGACUACGGGGUGCCGAAGGCGCUAAACAGUGAGGAGGAGGAGAGGGGAGGGGAGAAGAGACCGGCGGUGGCAGUGACUGGGGCUCCACAGGGCGCGGUGGGGGCGGCGGUGGUGGCACCGCCGGUGGUGGCAAGGGCGGCUGAGACCGAGGCGGAGCUUAUGGAGGACACAAGGAGGCCUGAGACGGCUGAGAGGAGGCCCCUGAGGUGGAGGAACCCGCGGCAGAGGAACCGGCGACAGAGAAGGCGGCUGAGGCGUAGGAGGCGGCUGAAGCUGCGGAGGCUGAGAGGCGGGCGGCGGCAGAGAAGGACUCGGCAAACGCUGAGAUGGGUGCAGCUGGGUCUGCGGGUUGGAUGGAGGCAGCGGCGCAGAAGGAGGCAUUGCACCGCGUGA